GACCAUUGUACCUUUCCUCAUCUGAACAAGACCCAGCAAUCGCCCAUUAGAAUUUCCAUCUCAUUUCAAGCAUUCUUUAUUCGAAUAUGCACUACACAGCUGUUGCUACCACGCUCCUCGUAGCCUUGUUUGCGCAAGGCUCCAUUGCUCAAGAUCCCGCUAUGGCGACAUCGACUCUUACGACUGUUUGCCAACAAGCUGCAAAGAUUCCUGUAUGCGAUCUCUACUCGACAAGCUGCAAGGCCAACAGCACGGCUGCUGCCUGCAACCCGGUCUCUCUCGCUCUCUCGGCUUGCGCCGACCCUGUUGCGGCGACCAAUAGUGCGUGUACCAUGUUCAAGUCCAUGUGCACUGGCGCAUGUGCAAACCAGGGUGCCGUCAAGGAUCUCUUGCCGGCCAGGAAUGCCAGUCAGCAAGUUUUCUCCAUUUGUACGGAAAUGCCCACAAUGACUGAUUGUCAGGGUGAUGCAAGGUGCCCUGCCCCUGACGCGACUGGUGUCAGUGACUGCAAGUCCUGGACUGUCUACUCGGCCUUGUGUAGGGAGAUGCCCGAUAUGACACAGUGCGCAUCAUGGAAGAGCUUCUGCUCCAGCAAUGGACAAGUCGCUCCCUUCUGCGGUGGGGCUGCUCCCACGACAAACUCCUCCACCGGCGGCCACAACCACGGUACUUCUGGUAACACUCAAGGAACUACUACGGGAGCAAAGUCCUCUGCCACGACCGUCCUCACCGGCGCGGUCGGUAUGGCUGCAUCUGGAUUGCUGGCGAUGAUGUUGAUGCUGUAAAUUUGGGGAGUCCCGCUUACUGAUGUAAAAAAUGUUGUAUAGUAGUGAAACAGUGUCCAAAAUAUAUAUAAAUUGCUGCUAGAAAUGAA
Molecule: messenger RNA, 874 nt
Organism: Spizellomyces punctatus DAOM BR117
Lineage: Eukaryota; Fungi; Chytridiomycota; Chytridiomycetes; Spizellomycetales; Spizellomycetaceae
Exons: 2
Coding region: 87-785 (232 amino acids)
Source: RefSeq, a predicted model, not a curated record